Molecule: messenger RNA, 1488 nt
Organism: Cornus florida
Lineage: Eukaryota; Viridiplantae; Streptophyta; Magnoliopsida; Cornales; Cornaceae
Product: THO complex subunit 7B-like
Exons: 4
Coding region: 232-954 (240 amino acids)
Biological process (GO): mRNA export from nucleus; mRNA processing
Cellular component (GO): THO complex part of transcription export complex
Source: RefSeq, a predicted model, not a curated record
AAAAAAAAAAAAAAAAAAAAAAAUUGAUGUUAGGGCAAGUUUCAGACGACACAAUCUGCUUCGACACUCCGCAGGGCGCAGCCUCCGCUAUCGCCUCAGGUGACAAGGUGUUCCUGACUCUCGAAGCUUGUUUUCUUGAAUUUCAACUAAAAUACUUUCAUCUGGUUUUUUCAAUUUGUACUUCACUGAGAUUGACUCAUUGCAGGAGUUGAAUAACAAACAGCUGCAUAGAUGUUGGUUAAAGGCAGGAAAAUUGCUGGUCGGGGAGAUGCGAUUGGUGCACACUAUGCUUUUGGUCCUCUUGAAGAUGAUACAAUUAUAAAACAUAGGCUUCUCACCCGCACAACCACCACAAGGGGUGAACCUCCAUUGAAAAAACUUCAGAAGAAGUUCACCUCUUUUGCCCUUGAGGUUGAGAAGGAUGCAGAUAACUAUAAUGAAUGCGAAAGACUUGCCAAAGCCUUCUUACAGGAGUUGACAACUUUUGAGCUUCCACUUCUCAAGAGCAAAGCGGUUAUAGAUGCAAAUACCAGGGAGAAGGAGAAUUUCAAUGAGUUAAAAGAUGAUAUAAAUAGGCAGAUUUUACUGGCACAAGCUGAAAUAGAAGAUCUCAAGAAACAACUUGAGGAGAGUAAGAUUGAGAGGCAGCACAAGGAGGAGUGUGAGGCAAUCAGGAAGUUAAUUGCUAUGCAGCCACCAAGAUCAGCGACCCAGAAGAUCUUAACUGAACUAGAGAAAGAGAUAGCAAUGUUGGAGGCGGAGAACACAGCUGGUUCAAGGACAUUAGAGCUUCGCAAGAAGCAAUUUGUUCUUUUGUUGCAUGUGGUGGAUGAGCUGCAGAACACCAUAGAGGAGGAGCAAAGGAAUUUGGUAGAGGAGAUGAGAAUAGCACUGGAUGACCAUAAGAAUAUGGAGGAUGCCAGUGGGGUUUCAGAAGCCAUGGCUGUCGAUUAGUAUGUUGCAUCCGUCUUGAAAUUCAAAGGUUGUGUACUCUUAAACCUUGUUUGUCACACAUUUGGGUUUUGAUGUUCGGGAAUAGGAAGUAUAGCAAUCUUGACUGUACUGUUGAAGGAGACAUGAGUAAACUAAGGACAUUGAACUAUCUUGUAUUAAAAAUUCUUGUCUUCAUGCUGAUCCCAAGUUGAGGGGCUAAUGGAAUUGUUGCUUGUAUUCUCCCCCAACCCUUUUUUCGUGACAUGAUUUUACAGAGUUUUCUUUCAACUAUUCGUGCCUUGAUUAAUGACCAAAAUGUGCAACCUACAACAUUCGAUGGAUUGGUUUGUGGUUCACGCUGCAUUGGAACGUAAGCUAUAGUGCAAGAAGAAUUAUUUCCAUCCAUCAACAACUAGAGAUGUUGGAGUAUUUCACGAUGCGUUGCAAGAAUAGGGUACUUGUUCUGUGAGAGAUUCUAUAGAUGGUUUGGUAUUCAUAGGAGCCCCAAAAUGCCUUUAUUUUUUGUUCAUCAUCAGUCAUAAUUGUAGAAUAACA